Messenger RNA from Ooceraea biroi (clonal raider ant), 2135 nucleotides. RefSeq names its product odorant receptor 13a. Gene Ontology annotation, molecular function: odorant binding; olfactory receptor activity. Gene Ontology annotation, cellular component: plasma membrane. The record is from RefSeq and is a predicted model, not a curated record. NCBI's taxonomy places the organism in Eukaryota, Metazoa, Arthropoda, Insecta, Hymenoptera, Formicidae. Gene Ontology annotation, biological process: detection of chemical stimulus involved in sensory perception of smell; sensory perception of smell.
CUUUUAAAUCUAUUAUGUCUAUUUCGAUCUUUGCAAACAUAAAUGUCAUGUAGCACGUUGUGUCCAUCAUAUUUCGUCAUAUCAUUUUUUAGAUGACGUUUCUAGUGAUUUCCUUUUGUUAUGAUCAUGAUUGAACCUCUGGAUUACCAUAAAAAGCAAUUGUACAGGUCCUUAUGAUGUCUCAGCCGAAAGAAAUGAUACGAACAAGUAUGUAAGAAUAGCACUGAAGCUAGUCUAUGCGAGAGGACUCACGUAAGAGAUGCGAACCUAUAAUGAUAAAAUUUCGAUAAUUGUAAGUUGGAUAUUAAAAGUCACUUUAUAUUAUAUAAUAGAUUCAUUCACGGGAAUAUAUAAACUAUCCUUUCUGAAGACAUUCACAAAAUACGUACAUGUGAUACCGCACUUUUCCACCUUAUCGUCUUCUUCUCACUGCAGUUUCUCUGCGUUUUCGGUGUUGCUAUAGAUAGACCUAUUAAACAGUUAGUACUCUUUUCAAAGCGAAUUUAUCUCGCGAAGUAUUAUGCAGGAAAAAAUUUUUGUGUUGCUAGUUCGAACUUGUGUUGGAAUGACGUACAAUGUACGAUGGCAUAAUAUAUCACCCAAUGUUACCACACAGACACAUCUUGAUCUCUUUUUAUAACUUCUACUUUUGACAAAGUUUCGAAACGAGCAACUACCAUAAACUGGUGGCAUAGGUGUUUUAAUAUUUAAUAUAUCCAUCGGUAAAGCAUCACAUUGAUGCGAACAUGUCGCAAACAUGCGUGAUGGUCAUUUUGCACAAUAGACAGUUGAAAACAGACUUCUUCGCAUUAAUCUUUAGUAUGGAUAUAUCUACGUAUCCAGGCUAUAGAGACUUUGUUUGGGUUGUUGAAUUACAUCGAUUCGGUUUGGAAUUGGUCGGAUUAUGGCCAACAAUCGACAAAGCAGCCAAAACUAGCAACAUAUCUGAUCUUCGUGGUUGCAUCAUUUUUAUCAUAAUAGUAUUUGUUUGUGCUAUUCCUUUUAUAUGUUCUCUUAUACGAGUGCGCAGUGAUAUAAUACUUGUGAUGGAUAACUUGCAAGUCACAUUACCUCUCAUGGUGGUUUUGUUAAAACUUAUUAUUAUGCGAUGGAAACAAACAGCUCUCUUAUCCAUCUUAAACAUGAUGGCGAAUGACUGGAGAGUAUUCAAGGUAGAUACACAGAGGGAUGUAAUGCUGAAGUGGGCACGAACUGCCCGAUUCAUCGUAACUUGUGGUUACAUAAUGACAGGAUGUGCAGUGAUUAUAGCCAUCGUUUUUCCAUACUUUGGUGUACCAUUUAGGCGAUUGUCGAAUCUUACGGAUAGCGAUAAACCGUUACCGUUUCAGGCCUAUUACUUCUACGACACAGAUCCGAGUCCACAAUUUGAGUUGACAUUUGUCUUUCAAUCUAUAACUAUGUUCCUGGCAGCCGUUAUUUAUACAUCAGUAGACGCCCUCCUUGGACUGGUGAUCCUGCACACUUGUGGCCAGUUGGAGAAUUUCAAAGAUCAAUUAGCCAAUAUGGCUGCAUCCAAAAAUUUUGAUAGUGCUUUACGUAACAGCGUGCUCACCCAUGUACGACUUAUCAGAUUUACCAAUAAAAUCGAAGAUAUAUUCGCUCUGAUGAUGUUGGGGUUGGUAAUUUACUUUGGUAUCGUAUUUUGUCUGUAUGGGUUUCUGCUACUCAAUAUGAUGACUAAUGGACACAUAAGCGACUUGUCUCUUUCGCGAAUAUGCUUUAUAAUAUGUGUUAUUAGUAUUCUAUUAGCACACACAUUUCUCUACUGCUGUGCUGGAGAGAUUAUUAUAGAACACUGUGAUGCAGUAUAUCAAGCUAUAUAUGAUUUUGAUUGGUAUAAGUUGGAGGCAAGGAAAGCAAGGGGUCUUGUGUUAUUAAUGAUACGGGCAAGCGAACCCUUUCGCAUCACUGCAGGAAAAGUGAUACCGUUAACAUUGACUACUUUCUGCAGCCUGUUAAAAACGUCGGCAGGAUAUAUAUCAUUUUUAUUAGCAAAAUGUAGUUAAACGACAUCAAUCACUAAUUUGGUUAUUACCGAAUGAAAAUAGAAUUAGUAUCAACUGUUUUCUACAAUAGUGUUCUUAGCUAUGUUAAAAAUAAAUAUUCGUGGAAAU